Enhydra lutris kenyoni (northern sea otter) is the source of this 1446-nucleotide messenger RNA. Its product is annotated as neuronal differentiation 4. The record is from RefSeq and is a predicted model, not a curated record. Gene Ontology annotation, molecular function: protein dimerization activity. The transcript has a single exon. Bases 1 to 996 code for a protein of 331 amino acids. Gene Ontology annotation, biological process: nervous system development; regulation of DNA-templated transcription. NCBI's taxonomy places the organism in Eukaryota, Metazoa, Chordata, Mammalia, Carnivora, Mustelidae.
AUGGCAAAACCUUACGUGAAAUCCAAGGAGGUGACAGAGUUGGUCAACACACCAUCCUGGAUGGACAAAGGUCUGGGCUCUCAGAAUGAGAUGAAGGAGGAGGAGAGAAGACUAGCUGCUUAUGGGAUGCUUGGAAGCUUAGCUGAAGAGCAUGACAGUAUUGAGGAGGAAGAAGAGGAGGAAGAGGAUGGGGAGAAGCCUAAGAGAAGGGGUCCCAAGAAAAAGAAGAUGACAAAAGCUCGCCUUGAGAGAUUCAGGGCCCGAAGAGUCAAGGCCAAUGCUAGAGAGCGGACCCGGAUGCACGGCUUGAAUGAUGCUCUGGACAACCUGAGGAGAGUCAUGCCAUGUUACUCAAAGACCCAAAAGCUCUCCAAGAUAGAGACUCUAAGACUGGCCAGGAACUAUAUUUGGGCUUUGUCUGAGGUCCUGGAAACUGGACAGACACCUGAAGGGAAGGGCUUUGUCGAGAUGCUCUGCAAAGGGCUGUCUCAGCCCACAAGCAACCUGGUGGCUGGAUGCCUCCAGCUAGGCCCUCAGUCUGUCCUCCUGGAGAAGCAUGAGGAGAAAUCUCCUAUUUGUGACUCUGCCAUUUCUGUCCAUAACUUCAACUAUCAGUCUCCUGGGCUCCCCAGUCCUCCUUAUGGCCACAUGGAAACACAUCUUAUUAAUCUCAAACCCCAAGUAUUCAAGAGUUUGGGAGAAUCAUCCUUUGGGAGCCAUCCACCUGACUGCAGUACACCACCUUAUGAGGGCCCACUCACUCCACCUUUGAGCAUCAGUGGGAACUUCUCCUUGAAGCAGGAUGGCUCUCCUGACCUGGAUAAAUCCUACAGCUUCAUGCCACAUUAUCCCUCUGCAAGUCUAAGCUCAGGGCAUGUGCAUUCAACUCCGUUUCAGGCUGCUACACCUCGCUAUGAUGUUCCCAUAGAUAUGUCCUAUGAUUCCUACCCCCACCAUGGCAUUGGGGCCCAACUUAAUACAAUCUUUACUGAUUAGGGCAGUAAGACAAACAUUGCAGAGGAUAAUAUGGAAAUGUUUUCCACAAUUCAAGUGGUUGAGCUGAAAAAUCAAUGACCUUAAGGAACCCUAUAGAUAUAUAUUGGACGCAAUAUCCCCAGUCCAUUUGGGCCGUCCUGUACCAGCCACUCUCUUUUCUUAUCAGCUUCUCAUAUUGCAUUGAUUCCUUUAGUUAGGAUCCUCAAGUGAAAUUAUUGGAUUGUUACAAUCAUGUGGAAAUAAAACAGAAGCCCUGGGCCCUACUCUAAUGAUACCAAAAACUCACUGAAUGAUCUAUGCCAAUUAAUUUUUCAUUGCUGACCUCUGUUUACUUACUGGUAAAAUCGGACAAUUGUUUUAAGUCUAGGUGGUUUCUAAAGUCCUUCACAGCUCUGAAAUUCAAUAACUUGGGUGACCACACCUGUAAACUUUUUGAAACUGAAAGGAUUG